CUCAUCUCCUCCCCUGAAUUUAGGAGCUCUUUCUGGGGAAAGCUUGUUGGAGGAUAUCCUUUCUUAGUCUUUGCUCUCCUACCUCUAAUUUGGAAUCUGGUAUUCUACCCCUGUGUUCUUCUUCGUUCCUCUCUUUUCCAUCUUGCUGUGUAGUGAACACACCGCUCCCCUCUGCGAUGUGGUGGUGGCUGCUUGGCGUUUCGGGCUGUGUGCUGCUGGUGGUGGUGGUCGUCUUCUUCCUGAUCACCGGGAGAGGCUACAAGGUGUUCAGCGAGAAGUGCCUGAGGCCCCCAGGACCCCUGGUGACUGACAGCAGGCAGAGAGACGACAGGCUGAAGAGAGGGUUUCGUGUGGACCGAGUACCCCCCGCUCUGGAUGCGGUGGUGAUUGGCAGCGGUGUGGGAGGUUUGACAGCAGCAGCGGUUCUGUCUAAAGCCGGAAAGAGGGUCCUCGUUCUGGAGCAACAUGAUCAGGCUGGAGGCUGCACACACACCUUUCAGAAUAAGGGAUUUGAGUUUGAUGUGGGUAUCCACUACCUGGGCCAGCUCCAUGAGGGCAGCCUGCUGAGGGUGGCUCUGGAUCAGAUCACAGAGGGACAGUUGCAGUUCACAAAGCUGGAGCAGCACUUUGACACAGUGAUCCUGGGUCAGAAUGACCAGCGCAGGGAGUACCAUAUCCAUUCAGGGAAGACUGAAAUGGCAGAAAGCCUGAAGAAGCAGUUCCCAGGAGAGGAGGAGGCCAUUGAUGAGUUCAUGAGAUUGAUGAAGCUUGCUUCACGGCGGACGCCACUUAUUGCCACCUUGAAGAUCAUACCUUAUUGGCUUGCUAACUUCCUGGUUCGAACCGGCCUGUUGGAUCGCAUAUCUUCCGUGUUCAGCCUGGCAACAACCAGCCAUUCAGAAAUGAUGUCCCGUCUCACACAGAACAAGGACCUGCAGGCACUGUCUGCGUACCUCUUCUAUG
This is a messenger RNA of Notothenia coriiceps (black rockcod), 963 nucleotides long. Its product is annotated as putative all-trans-retinol 13,14-reductase. Lineage: Eukaryota; Metazoa; Chordata; Actinopteri; Perciformes; Nototheniidae. The annotation marks the transcript as partial. The record is from RefSeq and is a predicted model, not a curated record. The transcript has 5 exons.